Messenger RNA from Hibiscus syriacus, 316 nucleotides. Its product is annotated as WAT1-related protein At1g44800-like. Lineage: Eukaryota; Viridiplantae; Streptophyta; Magnoliopsida; Malvales; Malvaceae. Bases 25 to 279 code for a protein of 84 amino acids. The transcript has 2 exons. The record is from RefSeq and is a predicted model, not a curated record.
GUCACUGCCUUCAACCCUCUUUGCAUGAUCAUCGUUGCAGCUCUUGGUUACGCUGUUCUCGGCGAGCAAAUCCACCUCGGAAGCAUCAUAGGAGGAAUCGUUAUCGCUAUCGGCCUUUAUUGUGUCGUGUGGGGUAAAAGCAAGGAUUAUUCAUCACCAUCUGCACCUGCAAAAGAUGAUUGUAACCAGCAACAGCUACCGAUUUCUGAAAAACAUUGUGGUGAUGCCACUAAGCUUGCCAUUGCCAGAAUUGACACUGCUCAGCAGAAUGGAAAGUAAAAGAUCGCAUUUCUUGCAGUUUCAAAAUGGACUAAAU